Molecule: messenger RNA, 8112 nt
Organism: Bombus pascuorum
Lineage: Eukaryota; Metazoa; Arthropoda; Insecta; Hymenoptera; Apidae
Product: atrial natriuretic peptide receptor 1-like
Exons: 25
Coding region: 774-5135 (1453 amino acids)
Biological process (GO): cGMP biosynthetic process; protein phosphorylation; intracellular signal transduction
Cellular component (GO): membrane
Molecular function (GO): protein kinase activity; guanylate cyclase activity; peptide receptor activity
Source: RefSeq, a predicted model, not a curated record
GAUUGUUAUUGUACAACCGAAGGGGGGAGGAUUUCUCAUGUAAAAAAGUAAAUCAAAACAUAGAAUAAAAUGUGUUCACAUGAGACUUCGUUUAUAGGAAAAUAAACAUUUUUUAAAAAUUCGUUAAGUAAGCAUACAUUUAUAUAGCAAUAACCCACUUCUUUAUUUCUGCUCAAUCUGAUGAGUCACCACUAUUACUAUUUAUCGUUAUAAACGACGUCAAUCAAGACUUGGUAUCAUUCUAAAUACAUACCAUCAUAAAUAAUUUAUUUAUAUUAAUUAUUUAUAAAAUAAUGAAAAUAUUGCCCUUGAUAUAUAUAGAAUUGAAUCUGUAGACUACUUGUAUAGUGAAUUACAAUUACAUGAAUUGAUAAUAAUUGAUGUGUUUAAAUUCUUCAUUUCUUCCAAUGCUUGUGUGAUACAUAUUUAUUAGUUAAUGACGAUUUCGGUUAUUUUUAAAAUGAGCUAUUUUUAUGACGAUAUAUAUAAAAAUAAAGAAUAAAACGGUAAUACUAUGCUUAUUUAAUUCACUGAGCAACAAUCUGGCUGCAACAUCAUGGAUGAUAUUUCCAGCACUUUCGCAACGACCGGAAGAAGAAAUUAGAGUGCGAAACGAAGACUUACAAGGAAAAGGAUGGAUUCGAGCAAGAGAGGAAUCGUUGGUCGUGAUAUUCGCGAAACCGUAGUAGCGAACAAGGGCUCAUCGUCGUCGAAACGUUCAGAGCGGUUCACCGAUCUCGUUUGAAGGGAAAAACGUAGGACGCCGCACAUAGAUGGAUACCAAUUGGAUCGUUGCAUUGACGAUCGCCUGGCUAAUUGGCUGGUGUCCAGUGAAUGGAAAAGUGAACUGUCGCGAAGUACAACUUGCCCGCGAUUGUGAAGCUCUUUGCAAAAAGAAUCAAGACGGUGUGAGUUCCUGCGAAUUAAGAGUAGCGGUUCUUCUGCCGGCGGAUCCUAGGUUUGAUAUCGCGUUGCCGAAAGUCCUUCCGGUUCUCGAUUUGGCUGUCUACGAAGCCAGAUCGCGAGGACUUCUACCCUACUGGUUGAAAUUAAAGUUUCUUCCGCAGGAUGAUCACUGCGAUGCGAUGUACGCUCAAAGUGGCGCGAUCGAUAGCUUCUUGAAUUGCGUUCAUCUGUUUCUCGGGCCUGCCUGCGAUUAUUGCGUGGCGUCUGUUGGCAGAGUGGUGAAAUUCUUCGGCUCGCCUUUAAUUACCACCGGUGGAUUCACCUAUGAUUUUACGGAAAAGAAGACCGAAUGCAAGGACGAAUACUUUAUGACAACACGAAUCGGAAAUGUGGCCUUCAGGGAUCUCGCCAACUUUUUCGUAGCUUUAAUGAAUCGAUACGAAUGGCACAAGGUGCAUCUGGUGUACGCGACCAGCGGACAGAGUCAGCUUACUGGCAAACACACGUGUCAGUUAAUGAUGAAGUCCAUGGUAGAGUUUAUCAAGAAACAGCCAAACUUUACGUUCGGCACGUUCGAUGUCGAAACUACCGUUCCCGAAUAUUACGCAGAGGCGUUGCAAUCCCACGUGGGGAAGUCGUACAGUGAUGCCUUCCUUGGUCCUGUUUGCGACUACGCGAUCGCACCAGUAGCGCGAUACGCGGGCGUAUGGCGUAUUCCUGUCUUAACGGCGGGUGCUCAGGCCGAGGCAUUCCGUCACAAGGGCGAACACUAUCCAACGUUGACCAGAAUGAUGGGUUCCCAUCGACUGGUAGGCGAGGCGCUCAAACAUAUCUUGAAGCGAUUCGAAUGGAAGAUCGUCGGACUUCUUUAUCACAAUCACGAGAUGGCGAGCAGCCGCGGCAAUUCCGAGUGUCACUUCACUCUGGGUGCCAUUUUCACGGCCCUCAAUCAGACACCGGUUCACAAAAACUUCAACCAGGAGUCGAGUACCGUCGAAGAUUAUCGAAACUUGCUCACCUUCCUCGCAAAGUCUGUCAGGAUUGUAGUAAUGUGUGCCAAUUCGACAACCAUCAGGGAAAUUCUUUUAGCUGCCGAGCAACUCGGAAUGGUCGAUUCCGGAGAAUACGUGUUCUUCUCCAUAGAACUUUCAUCCAGCGACAACAACUCGAGGGAACCAUGGAGGGUAGAAACCGACACGGAAGAAAGGAACGAGAAGGCCCGGAAGGCUUAUCAGUCGCUACUAACAGUCACCGCCCGAACUCCUGAUAACGCUGAAUAUUUAAACUUUUCGAGGGAAGUGAAAAGUCUCGCGCAAACCAAGUACAACUUCACAUUUGGAAAUAAUUCUGUCUCGACGUUCGUAACGGCAUUCUACGAUGCAGUGCUUCUUUACGCCCUUGCACUUAAGGAGAGCUUGCCGGAAUAUCCAGACGGAGUGAAUUUGGAUGGCGGUAAUCUUACCCGAAGAAUGUGGGGUAGAAGCUUCAGAGGUAUAACCGGGGAUGUGAAUAUCGACGAGAACGGCGAUCGAAUAGCGGACUAUUCUCUUCUCAACAUGAACCCGGAAACGUCCAAAUUCGAGAUUGUGGCUAAUUACUACGGUGCCAAUAAGACGUUGCAAUACAUAGCCGGGAAGAGGAUUCACUGGUCAGGUGGCCGAUCGGAACCACCACCGGAUACACCUACUUGCGGCUUCGAUGGUUCCCUGUGUCCCGACAACUCUCUACCAGGACACGCUAUUCUCUCGAUAGUGUUGAGCUCUAUCGUCGUCGUUCUCGCCGUUGCUUCGGCCUUCAUUUACAGGCAUUUUAAGCUUGAAGCGGAAAUAGCCUCCAUGACGUGGAAGGUGCAGUGGCACGACAUUAUCUUCGUACCGAAUGCAAAAACGCGAGGAUCCAUGUACUCGUUGAUUGCGAACAAGAUGCGCGGUAGUCAACUGACUAUAUACUCGGACGAAAACGUCAGUUUACCAGGUGGAGUAGAUAGAAACGUCUAUGUCCCAACGGGAAUUUACAAGAACUCUAAGGUGGCCAUAAAAUUGAUACCGAGGAGUAAGGUGGAAAUCUCGCGGCCUUUAUUGCUCGAAUUGAAAAGGAUGAAGGACCUGCAGCACGAUCAUCUAGUACGGUUUUAUGGCGCUUGUGUCGAUCCUCCGCAUUGUUGUCUUUUGACUGAAUAUUGUCCAAAAGGAUCGCUUCAGGACAUAUUGGAAAACGAGCAGAUCAAACUGGACCGCGUAUUUCGAGGAUCUCUCAUCCACGAUAUCGUUCGAGGAAUGGCGUAUCUUCACGCGUCCGAGCUGAAGAGUCACGGCAACCUCAAGUCCUCCAACUGCGUGGUCGAUUCGCGGUUCGUCCUUAAAAUUGCAGACUUUGGACUGCACGAGCUGAGAAGGGCGAAUUGCAACGAAGAAGUUGACAAGGAUAGUUACGCUUAUUGGAGAGGGCAGCUGUGGACGGCUCCGGAAUUAUUGCGAAUAGAAAGGCGACCACCGGAGGGUACUCAGAAGGGCGACGUGUACAGCUUCGCCAUAAUCGUUCACGAGAUCGUGGUACGCCGAGGACCGUUUUACUUGGGCGACGACCGUGAUAUCUCCCCAAAGGAAAUCGUGGAAGGAGUGAAGAGAGCCGGAGGUUCUCCUUUGAGGCCUGCGAUCGACGAGUCUGCCGUCGAGGAAGAAGUGACUACUCUGAUGAGGCGAUGUUGGGCGCAAGAUGCCGCGGAUAGACCAGAUUUUCCCGCGCUCAAACAAACUAUACGGAAAAUUAACAAAGACUACGAGAGCAGCAACAUCCUCGACAACUUGCUCUCUCGUAUGGAACAAUACGCAACUAAUUUGGAGACUUUGGUAGAGGAACGUACCGCGGACUACUUCGAGGAAAAACGUAAAUGCGAGGAACUCCUGUAUCAGUUGUUACCAAAAUCUGUCGCGUCCCAGUUGAUACUCGGCCAAAGCGUAAUAGCCGAAACAUACGACCAAGUGACUAUCUACUUUAGCGAUAUCGUAGGAUUUACGAAGCUCUCCGCGGAGAGUACGCCUCUUCAAGUGGUGGAUUUACUCAACGAUCUAUAUACGUGUUUCGACUCCAUCAUCGAGAACUUUGACGUUUACAAGGUGGAGACAAUUGGCGACGCUUAUAUGGUAGUGUCAGGAUUACCGGUGAGGAAUGGAACGAAUCAUGCCAGAGAAAUUGCGAGGAUGAGUUUAGCCUUAAGAGAUACCGUAAUGACGUUUAGUAUACGUCACAGACCGAACGAGCAAUUGAAACUUCGAAUUGGAAUGCAUACUGGACCUUGCGUGGCUGGUGUAGUUGGCUUGAAGAUGCCUAGGUAUUGCCUAUUCGGCGACACUGUCAAUACUGCAUCUAGGAUGGAAAGUAAUGGGGAAGCUCUAAUGAUCCACGUUAGUCCAAAAACGAAGGAAAUCCUGGAUACUUUUGAGACUUUCGAGCUCGUUUGUAGAGGCGAGGUUACUCUGAAGGGUAAAGGCACGAUGACCACGUACUGGUUGAUCGGCGAAAAACCAGUGAACAAUAUUCAACAGCCAAGCGUUUCCUUAUCUUCGUCGGCAACAACAAUGACAGCCAUGACAACGAUCGCGACGUCAAGUACUCCGAUCUCAACAACGAUCGACCCUCCGCACGAAGAUAUUACAAGCUUGUCGUCGCGUCGACCUGAUCCAGUAGUACAACCAAAGAUACAAGACAUUCGAUCCUUGCAAUCCUCGCAACAGAAUUGCCAGGAUCAAAAUCGUCGUACAGUUCAGAAAGGUCUCCAAGAGCAACAACGAUCGCAAUCGAACCAGCAGAAAAGUCAACAACAAAUUCCUCAUCGACAGCAAAUUCCAAAUCAACGCGAGGCUUCGACGCAAAAUCGUAAGGGAGGCAGCAACGAGGGAAAUGGUGGCGACAGUGGUCGCAGUGGUAGCGACGAAGGUGGUGGUGGUGGUGCCAGUGGAGAGUGGAACAACAAUAAUAGUGGUGGAAACAACAGUGGAGGCGCGUUUGCGACGGGAAACGGCGUGGCGAGCCGCGGCCGUACGAUAGGUAGCGGUUCGUUCGUGGAUGGUUCGCCGUCUCGGAAUCGUUCAUCCGUGAGUUCGACAUCGAGCAACGUCGUGUCUCAAGGGCGACGUUCUUAUCAAGCCGGCGAGAGCGUGCCAAAUCACACGGAAAGCGGCCCAAACGCACCGCUCCUCGUACCCACGACACCCCCCUCGCGAGUUUAGUUCCGUUCCCCUCGAUUCUUGUACCACACUUUGCGAUCUCUUGUCGAGAAGUCGACUUCAUCGUAAUACGUGUAUCAUCGUUUCGUGUAGACUAGCAGCUAAGCAUCCUCCGACGAUCGGCGAUUCCGAUCGAAAUUUGGGUCCAUACGUUCGAAAGAAUAUCUUUCGAAGUAAAAAUGAACAUUACGGGAACACGAUCGUUAUUUAUUAUAUGGAGGGACGGAGAGAGUUGCGCGGAGGGAUGUAACGUAGGUGGAAGCGAUAUAGUAGUAGUAGUGAGGUCGUAAAGCGAAACGUUAAGUAGGGGGUCACUAAUUGAUCUAGCCGCAGCCGAGGUCGUAUAACUUGAUUGUACAAUUGAAAUCAAUUUCUAUUAUCGUUAGCAGUUCACUUAGAGCUUUUAGAAUAGAAGUUAGGAACGAGUUACAGUAGAACCUCGUUUAUCCGUAUUUCGUUUAUAGCUGCGAGUUAAUGUUCUACUAGAGAUAUACGAAGUUAUAACUGAACUAUUAUUCGAACUAUGGCAGAGUGUAAGUUUAGUUAUAUAUGCGUGUAUUCCUACAGUGAACACAAUUAUGCAAUCAUUUGUUUGUAUUCGCAAUAAAUUUUACGUGUCAGAGAAAGAACGCGAUUCGGAAACAACUCAAUUCUGAACAUUAGGGUCGUUUAAAAGGAAAUUAUAAGUCAUGCGAUCAGGUUAUUUAUAACAUUAACAAAUUCUACGAGAGAGGUCCCUAAGCUAUAACAUGUAACUUGUCAAUUUACAAAUAUUAUUAGUUGUUAAACUAUCGUCGAAUAGUUUCUAUUAUAAUUAUCCAACUAAUAGCAAGGACUGAAGGGAACGACCAGUAAACUUCUAUUACCGGAUCUAUUCGAUUAUUUAAACUAUUUCAGCUUCAGAUCCAUUUCAAUAAAUUGGGUUCUACUGUAUAAGCAUUCUCCUUUUCAAGGAGACAAAUUAUUAUUGAAAUAUACUACGAAGGAAGAACUGAUUUUGAGUGGACAUUCUACGGCCUAAAUAAGGCACUAAUAAGUACAUGCUUAUGUCAACGAAACUUGAAAAUUGUAUCUACUGACCGACUUUGCUAUAUCGCUUCCUUUUACUAUACAUAUAUACACAACAUACUAUGUAUACUCUGUCCUCCCGAUGGAAAAGCGAGAACCAUCCAGUUCCUCGCGUGUGAAAGUUCCUCUCCCUCCCUCUUUUCCUGCCAUCACUUUCCCCUUCUUUCCACCCUUCUCCUCCUUUCAAUCCUACUCUUUCACCCUCUUCCCAUUCUCUUUCUCUCUCUCUCUCUCUCUCUCCCUCCCUUCCUCCCUCCCUAUCACUCUUUCUCUUUUCCAGAUAUCCGUUUCGUAUUUCGACGGAUAACGUCAACACAUUUCAAGGACCAGCGCUUUCAAUAGAGAAACCAUUAAAGUCUAAAACGCGAGACACGUCGUAAAACGGAUUAUUUUUGCGCGUGCGCGGAAAUCGAUCGAAAAGCCAAAAGAGGACAGCAACGACAGAGGGGAGUGGUCGUGAAUUUUGAAUUGUAAAGAAAUUACGAAAAGAGUACAUACGAAUAUAACUUUGAAUAUUAGAAAAAUCGAUCGAAUACUUUGUCUUCCGCGUUCCCUUCAGCGUAGCAUGUAUCCUAUCGCUAUUGAUUUUUGUCGAUUCGAUCGAAACACGUCCCGUUAGAAUGUAGUAGGCACCCUCGGAUCGAACAUUUCGGAGAAGACGAGCGAUCAGAGUGGAAAAUAAUGGAGGAAGAAUGUUAAAGUAUAGACAUAAUGUUAUACGUUUGCAAAAAUGGAAAUUUUACGCGCACAUGUUUCUAUGUUUGAUGAAAACAAGCGUAUAUUUAAUAUACGUAUACGGUAUGCCCGAUUUGAAAGAGGUCACCUAUUUGUCUUCUGGUUUCUUAAAAAACUCCGUGCGCGUCUACGGAGUUUGACAAACUCCGCGAAAAUAAAUUCGCAAUACCAUAUAGAGAGCAUUCGUCCUUUGAUACCAACUUAAAUUAUAUUCGUGUACACUACUGGCCAUAAGUAUCAAAGUACAUAUUCGUUACGUUUCUUGGAAAAUUCCAACGAAUAGAUUGCGGAUUUUUAUAUAUCUAUGGGGAUUUAAAGGCGUAUAAUAUGCACAGAGUGCAAAGAUAUAUAACAUAUACGUGGUAUGUACUCAUUAUAGCAUUUAGUGAUUGAAGUAAAUCUCUGCUUAGAUUCCAUUUAAUUGGCUUCAUAGAAAUGCGAAUGUGCAUACAAAAUUACCAAUAAAUUUUAAUCCAUGUACUAUUUUAUAUUAUAAUGCACGUAUAACACGAAUGAAUGACUAAACACAGUUUGUACUAAAUAUCAAUGGAAUGUUUUAAUAUUUAUGACUGGUAGCGUAAUAUACUCUUUGUAUGCUCUAAGAUGCCAAAGAUAAUUAGGUGACCUGUUUUAGGCGUGACACUCUAUGUAUAAUGAUUCUCACACAUAAAUCUACAUAUAUAGGGUAUCUCAACGCUUCAUAGCUAAGCUUUGUGUAACAUUUUCUAUUGGAUUGUAUCCAUAGAAUACACCGACAAAGUUUGGUUGUUAAACUCUGGGACACACUGUAUACGUACACAUGAGCGCGCAUUCACGCAUACACAUAUAUAAAUUUAUGAAGAGUUGAAGUUAUAAGUAUAUCGGUGUAUAUAAAGGAAAAGAGAGGCUGGACCUCAUCGGAAAGUCAGUUAUCAAAUAAUGGAGAUUCAAUCGUGGAAUCUUCCAACGCUUACUCGUCAUGCGAAAAUCGGUCGCAUAGCGUCGUACACGCGCGUGGCUGCUUAUAUGCGCGUCCACGCCAUAAAAGAAAGUACAUACAUAUAAAACUUGCGGUCUUGGCGCGACAAGCGCCACACACGUCCUAAGAAUCGAAUUUCUCUCUAUUCGUGUCAAUCUCUUUUUGAACGAUGUAACAAUCGAUAUUCGGAAAAUAAAAUUUCUUCGUUUCCACGCACGA